AUGAACCAUGAGGUCAUUUUGAGGUUGACUCAAAAGUCAGGGUCGCCUCAGUCAGUUAAGAUCGUACGCUCUCUCUUGACAGACAUGAGAACCACGUUGUUAUUAGCUAGUAUAUUGUUGCUGUGUGUGUUGGUAUGUUCCUCGUCGAUUGAUCCAAAACGUAUUCUCAUCAACCGACCUCGAGAACACGAUGUCUUCAAAAGAUCAGCUCAAGUUAAAGGAGGCAAACCCGGGGUCAAAGGUUACGACCCUCCAAUGCCGUCUCUCAGGAAAGGCGAGUUCAUGUGUGGGAAUCGAGUGUGCAAGUUGAAACCGGGUCAAAUACCGCCCGGGUGUAAUGGUGUUUGUCAAUAUCGAGUUAAUUAA
Messenger RNA from Danaus chrysippus (African queen), 366 nucleotides. Lineage: Eukaryota; Metazoa; Arthropoda; Insecta; Lepidoptera; Nymphalidae. The record is from the annotation of a GenBank genome assembly.